GUGCAGACAUGGCCAAGUCAAGAACCACACCACACACAACCAGCCCCGCAAAUGGCACAGAAACGGCAUCAAGAAACCUGGUCACAAAGAUACGAGUCUCUUAAGGGGGUGGACCCCAAACUCUUGAGGAACAUGCGCUUUGCCAAGAAGCACAACAGGAAAGGCCUGAAGAAGAUGCAGGCAAACAACGCAAAGGCAAUGAGUGCACGAGCAGAGGCCAUCAAGGCCCUUGUGAAGCCUGCGGCUGUUAAACCCAAGAUGCCAAAUGGCCCCAGGUGCAAACUCAGCCGUCUGGCUUUCAUCACUCACCCCAAGCUUGGGAAGCGGAUUCGAAGCUACAUGGCUAAGGGUCGUAGGCUCUGCCAACCAAAGCCCAAGGUUCAAACCAAGGCAGAGGCCACAGCUCCAGCUAAGACCCAGGCUUCAGCUCCAGCUCAAGCUCCCAAAGGUGCCCAGGGCCCUGUGAAGGCCCGGUAGGAAAGGCUUCUGCUAAUGUGAAGACAGACGGACUGGUGUGACACACCCACCUAUACACUAUUUACAGAUGACCAGGGUCCUAUGCUGUUUUUACAAAUAAAUCUGAGGCAAGAUGUGUUA
Molecule: messenger RNA, 597 nt
Organism: Meriones unguiculatus (Mongolian gerbil)
Lineage: Eukaryota; Metazoa; Chordata; Mammalia; Rodentia; Muridae
Product: large ribosomal subunit protein eL29-like
Exons: 1
Coding region: 52-477 (141 amino acids)
Biological process (GO): cytoplasmic translation
Cellular component (GO): ribosome; cytosolic large ribosomal subunit
Molecular function (GO): structural constituent of ribosome
Source: RefSeq, a predicted model, not a curated record